This is a messenger RNA of Cloeon dipterum, 1917 nucleotides long. Its product is annotated as phospholipase A1 member A-like. NCBI's taxonomy places the organism in Eukaryota, Metazoa, Arthropoda, Insecta, Ephemeroptera, Baetidae. The record is from RefSeq and is a predicted model, not a curated record. The transcript is spliced from 7 exons. Gene Ontology annotation, biological process: lipid catabolic process. Bases 81 to 1271 code for a protein of 396 amino acids. Gene Ontology annotation, molecular function: lipase activity.
UCAAGUGCGCACGCGACAGGCACACUCGCCGACAAGACGCGGAGUGGAGCAGACGGACGAGAGCAGUGCAGGGCCCCAGCAUGGCCCCGCGGCCCCCGAGCAGGUCCCUUGCUGCCCUCGUCCUCGCACUGUUUGCGGCAAGCUGCGCCGCGGUGCAGCGACCUGGAAGCCUGAUUGGGCCCGGCGGCACCAAGUACGAGGUCACCUUCGGACCGUGCCUGCUGCACCUGAACGAACCCUGCACAAACUCCAGGCUGAAGUUCUACCACAUUCCGAGCCUGGACGAGCAGGACCACCGUCUGCUGAACGCGUCGGACGCAGAGUCGCUGAACGCGAGCCAACUCGACGCUGACCUGCCCACCAAAAUCAUAAUUCACGGCUACAACGGCUCGCUCUACUACGAACCCACCUUCAAAAUCGCCAAAGCAUACCUGUCGGAGGGCGGCUCGAACGUGGUAGUCUUGGACUGGCGAGCGUACUCGAACAUGCCGUGCUACCCAAGCGCGGUGCUCAACACUUGGCAGGCUGGCCGGUGCACUGCUGAGGUACUGCAGCACCUAGCCAAGUGGAGCGGCGCUCCCCGCAGGUUUUUCUUCGAUUUACACAUCAUUGGCUUCAGCCUCGGCGCCCACGUGGCCGGCUUUGCAAGCGCUUACCUCAAACCCUUCAGGAUCGGAAGGAUAACAGGGCUGGACCCAGCGUUGCCUUUCUUUGCGUCGUUGAGUCGGUCGUGGAAGCUGGACGCGAACGACGCUCGCUUUGUCGACGUAAUCCACACGAACGUCGGCGUGCUAGGCAAGAUUGACAGCACGGGCCACGCAGACUUCUACGUCAACGGUGGCACCUUGCAACCCGCGUGCAACAACAGUCAUAGGCCGCUGUGCAACCACCUGCUGGCGCCUGCUUACUUCGCUGAGUCAAUUUCAAGGAAGGCGCGCGGCUUUUACGGCUUUCCGUGCCAGAGUGUCCUUUACUUCGCGCUCGGCUGGUGCGAAGAGAAACGCUCAGUCAAGAACGCCGUCCAAAUGGGUGAACACUGUCCUAAAAGUACAAGAGGCGUUUACUUUGUGAACACGGGUUGGGAAUCGCCGUAUGGCCUCGGACUGGACCCUUUGCUCGCUGACCAACCGGAGGCGGAAGAGACGCCGACAUCCACGGAAUCCAUCUUUACCACGAAACAGGAUUCACAGGAAUUACCAGUGACGACACUCCAAACGCAGGGAAAUACGCUGCAUCCGACUGGUUUCCCCAUUUUUUUGAAAAAGUUGUGAUUAAUUUUAUUAUUAAAUAUUUAUUUAUUUAAUCAAAUUUUUACUCGCGAUAUCCAAACAUAUUUAUUUUUUAAAUAAUAUUUCUGAAUGAGCUCGACCCCAAUAAUAGCUUCGUGCUUGAAAAUAUGUGCUCACGUGCCUUAAUGAUGGGUAAUUUGUGAUUUCAUUUGGAAAUUCCACCACUUUCCACAUGUCCUGACGAAAUCUGAAAUAAAUGAACUGAUUCGCAUAGAUUUUUCCGUGCUGUUCAUCGCACUUCAAAAACAGAUGAAGGGCCCUUCGAUUUUCGCUCUCUGUGUCGCGAUCGUCUAUUACGCGAAACUGCAGAAUGUCGCAUCGGCGAAAUCAGGCCACAAGGCGGCACGAAGCGGGAAAGGCAAGUCUUGAGAUUUUUAUUGUUAAUAAUUUUACACUUAAAAAUUGUAGUCGGUAGCGUGGUAAACACUGGACUGCGCUUGAACUCGGUCAAAAGUUAGAUAUUCCCUGAAUAUAAAUUACGAUUUUGUCCUAAAUGGAAAAUUUUAGUCCCAAAGCAAGGGCAGACAAUAUAUUUGAACAUUGGAAGGAAGAAUGGUAUACAGCACCCAAAACGCGCUUACAUUUUGAGAUGCUGUGGUCAUAGGAGCUGCCACGACACGACUUUCAA